Messenger RNA from Pistacia vera, 1377 nucleotides. RefSeq names its product probable NAD(P)H dehydrogenase (quinone) FQR1-like 3. Lineage: Eukaryota; Viridiplantae; Streptophyta; Magnoliopsida; Sapindales; Anacardiaceae. The record is from RefSeq and is a predicted model, not a curated record. The transcript is spliced from 5 exons. Gene Ontology annotation, molecular function: NAD(P)H dehydrogenase (quinone) activity; FMN binding. Bases 186 to 797 code for a protein of 203 amino acids.
CUUUUGCACGUCAACAACUUGUUUAUCUGACACGUUACUCUUUCAGUGAGGACAUAAACAUCACCUAUUUAUUGUUUGCUUCCUCCGUAUGGUUUAUCCGUUUAACCGCAUUUUCGUUACAAGUUGAAUCAGUAUACAAGUAUAUUUAGUCUUAUCAAGCUCGACUCCUAUCGGCGAUUAUAAAUAUGGCUACCACCAAAGUCUACAUAGUUUUUUACUCCUUGUAUGGCCAUGUGGAGGUUAUGGCACGAGAGGUGCAGCGAGGAGCUAAUACUAUUCAAGGUGUUGAAGCAACACUUUGGCAGGUACCUGAGACACUUUCCAGCCUGAUUUUACAAAAGAUGAAAGCUUCUCCUAAACCAAAUGAUGUGCCAGAGAUCAAGCCAGAGCAACUUGUGGAGGCUGAUGGUUUUAUCUUUGGAUUUCCUUCUCGUUUUGGUGUAAUGGCAGCCCAGUUCAAGGCCUUCUUUGAUGCUACUGGUGACCUAUGGGCAUCCCAAGCACUUGCUGGCAAGCCUGCCGGAAUCUUCUGGAGUACUGGUUUUCAUGGGGGAGGCCAGGAACUUACUGCAUUGACUGCCGUAACACAAUUAGCACAUCAUGGUAUGUUGUAUGUCCCACUUGGUUACACAUUUGGGAGUGGCAUGUUUGAGAUGAAUGAGGUGAAGGGUGGUUCUUCUUAUGGAGCUGGAACUUAUGCGGCAGACGGAACCCGUGAACCCACAGAGCUAGAACUCCAACAGGCCUUUCACCAGGGUAAGUAUGUUGCUGAAAUAACAAAGAAGCUCAAAAAAUAAACCUUUCCAGCUUAACAUAAUAUGUCUUUCAAGUUGUAAAUCUGAUAAUGUAAAGAAUUCUCAACUGGAAUAUAACAAAGGAAGAAGAUCUUUAAAUUUAUUCUUCUGUCUCCACUAUGUACUUCUGGAGUCUCUAUGUACACAUAUUUAAUUUCCAUGUAAUUCAACCAAGCAAAAACAUCAACAAGAUAACCAAAAGAAUGCAGUUAUUUUAUCAUCUAGAUUGAUGCUUCUGGUUCUGGGCCAUUAUUAUGUUUGAUGCUUCAACAGAGGCCUAUUGACUUGUAUUUGCAUUGAAAUGAAGGUUUUGAGCACCUUGCUGACAAUCUUUGCCAAGAUAUCUGAAAAUUCAAAUGCAGGGUCUUGAUGAUUGUUACAGAGUAAGAGACAGAUAAUUUAUAAGUGUAUAUGUUUCUAUAUUCAUCUUCUUGUAAACUAACAUUUUUUUUUUUCCUUUUUCUUAUUAAUUUGGAUCAAGAUUCCUUUAUGAUUCAGGAUAAGGAUAUAAUUUUAUUCUUUUUAAUUGCCUAAAUUAGUUGGUAACCAGCUAUUUAUCUAAGUAAAUACUGACUUGUAGCCA